This is a messenger RNA of Frankliniella occidentalis (western flower thrips), 995 nucleotides long. It is a transcript of the gene eIF4EHP, whose product is annotated as eukaryotic translation initiation factor 4E type 2. Gene Ontology annotation, cellular component: eukaryotic translation initiation factor 4F complex; cytoplasm. Gene Ontology annotation, molecular function: RNA 7-methylguanosine cap binding; translation initiation factor activity. Gene Ontology annotation, biological process: translational initiation. The record is from RefSeq and is a predicted model, not a curated record. NCBI's taxonomy places the organism in Eukaryota, Metazoa, Arthropoda, Insecta, Thysanoptera, Thripidae.
CCACCUCUAGUCAUUCCAGACUCAGACCACAAGUUGCAAUGUGCAUACUGGCUGUGGUUUAGUCGGAGAUCUCCAGGCAAACAGGCAUCUCUUCAGAGUUAUGAUCAAAAUCUAAAACUCAUUGGGCGCUUUGGAUCAGUUGAGCAAUUUUGGGCCCUAUACAGUCAUUUAGUGCACCCCUCAGAACUCCAAAGCCAUAGUGAUUUCCAUCUAUUUAAAGUUGGCAUCAAACCAAUGUGGGAGGAUGAAGCCAACCAAAGAGGUGGAAAGUGGAUUGUCCGGCUUCGUAAAGGUCUGGCAUCACGCUGCUGGGAGAACCUUGUGUUAGCUAUGUUAGGUGAACAAUUUAUGGUUGGCGAAGAAAUUUGUGGAGCUGUUGUUUCUAUCCGAUUUCAGGAGGACAUUUUGUCAGUAUGGAAUAGGACUGCAUCAGACCAAGCUACUACUGCAAGAAUCCGUGAUACAUUGAGAAGAGUAUUGAAUCUGCCGCCAAAUACCAUUUUGGAGUACAAAACUCAUAAUGACAGUUUAAAGGACAAUUCUAGUUUCCGCAAUACACACUUCACAAGGUAGCUGGCUACCCAUUCAACACAUCCCUAUCAUAAGUUUUUAUUUUGGAGCUGUUUUUGUUUUCUUUGUCUAUUUUUGGAAUGAAGAACAAGUGCCUGUUCAUAUUUGCUAUGCCAUAGCAAGUACUUAAUACAUUGUGACCAACAAUCUGCAAUCUGCUGUUGGGAAAUUCUGUUUAGUUCCGUGAUCAAGACAAGACUUACCCUGUGCUCAAUCUUGAUCUUCUGUCAAUUCAAAUAUUGUCACCUUCAAACAUUAUCAUCGCUAUGAAGCUGCUCACAAAUGAAUGUGCUUGAUUUUCCUUGUAUAGGAUGACUGUCAUAGUUCACUGUUAUGUUUUCUCAAGCAACUUCAAAACUUACUUGCCCACAUCUUUAUUGUUAAAUUGUUGGAUGAGAGGUAUCUAAUAAAUUCUUUAACUUGAA